Messenger RNA from Closterium sp. NIES-65, 828 nucleotides. NCBI's taxonomy places the organism in Eukaryota, Viridiplantae, Streptophyta, Zygnematophyceae, Desmidiales, Closteriaceae. The record is from the annotation of a GenBank genome assembly.
AUGGCCUCGGGAUUACCUGCGUUUUGUCCCAUUGCUUGUAUGGAUCUCGUUUCUUGCAAGAAAAUCCUGCUUUUCUGCGAAAGUGUUGCUCCUUUCCCCCGUCCUCCUCCCCCUCCUCCUCCUCUUCCUCCUCCUCCUCCUCCUCCUCCACCUCCUCCUCCUCCUCCUCCUCCUCCUCCUCCUCCUCCUCCUUCUCCUCCUCCUCCUCCUCCUCCUCCUCCUCCUCCUCCUCCUCCUCCUCCUCCUCCUCCUCCUCCUCCUCCUCCUCCUCCACCUCCUCUUCCUGGUAACCCUCCAAUUGGUAACCACCCCCCUGGUAGCCCUCCCACAGGUAUCACUCCUGCUGGUAAACCCCCUGCUGUUAACCUUCCUUCAGAUAACCCUCCUGUUGGUAACCCUCUCGCUGAUAAUCCUCCUGCCGGUAACCCUCCUGCUGGUAACCCUCCUGCAGGUAACCCUCUCCCUGAAAGCUCUGCUGCUGGUAACCCUCCUGUUACUGCUCCUCCUGCUGGUAACUCUCCCGCUGGUAACCCUCCUGCUCGUGACCCCCCUGCUGGUAACCCUCCUGUUUGUAACCCUCCUGCUGGUAACUUUCUUGCUGAUAACCCUCCUGAUGGUAAUCCUCUUGCCGGUAAUGGUAACCCUCCUGUUGAAAGCCCUCCCACUGGUAACCCUGCUUCUGGUAACAGUUCUGCUGGCAACCCUCCUGCUGGUAACCCUCCUGCUGCCAGCCCUCCUGCUGGUAACCCUCGUUCUGGUGAUGUUCCUGCUUGUAAAACUCCUGCUGCCAACCCUCCUGCUGCCAACCCUCCUGCUCGCAACUGUUGA